Synchiropus splendidus (mandarinfish) is the source of this 2588-nucleotide messenger RNA. RefSeq names its product bora aurora kinase A activator (gene bora). The transcript is spliced from 12 exons. The coding region runs from base 80 to 1888 and encodes 602 amino acids. The record is from RefSeq and is a predicted model, not a curated record. Gene Ontology annotation, biological process: regulation of mitotic spindle organization; activation of protein kinase activity; regulation of mitotic nuclear division. Gene Ontology annotation, cellular component: nucleus; cytoplasm. Gene Ontology annotation, molecular function: protein kinase binding. NCBI's taxonomy places the organism in Eukaryota, Metazoa, Chordata, Actinopteri, Syngnathiformes, Callionymidae.
CGAGUGAAGCGAUCCUUCUUUCGCUGCUUCGUUUUUAAUUUCGCCUCGACGAGGAGCUGUAGACUUCCAAUCCACGUUAAUGGGGGACCACGCAAACCUGCAGAUCACGCCAGAAACUCCUGGCCGACCUCUGUUUCGAAACCCAUUUGAAAGUCCCAAUGACUACCGCCAUCUCCGAGAACCCGUCGUGCCCAGUCCAUCAGUGUUCAAAUCAAGACCCAGUAAACCUAGUAGUGCAUGUGUACAAAGCAUAACAAGAAAGGUUGACAGUCAAGUUAGGUCAGUAAAGUUGGUGGACUGCGGUGUCCGCAGCAAGAUUUUGGAAGCAAAGCUCAACUGGUCGAUCGAUGAACUGGCCAGUCUACUCCCAGUUCACAUAGAUCCAGAAGAAAUCAACCAACAGUCACUCUACCUCAGCCAAACAAGGGCGGAUUCUGAUAUUGAAGAGAAGCGUCAAGAUGCUAUCGAACAGUUCUUUACCAAAGGAAUUAUAGUGCCUUCGCCGUGGGCAGAUUCAAAUGCGCGUAUAGCAGCACCAUUGCUGAAGAAAAGCCCUUUGACUUCUACAGAGCCUGAAAAGCUAUCAGUCGCCUGUCAGACCACUCUGUCAUUGCCUUUAGCAUUUGACCUUGAGAAACUCCUUGGCGAAUAUUACUGCAACGGAGAGCCGUGCGAUGCCGUGCAGGAGAGUCUCAGCUCCUCCUCCUUGAGAAGGAAGCUCUUCCUCGAUGGUCAGAGCAGCCCCAGUGGAUCCCACUGCUCCACUCCGCCAAGUCCAGAGCAUGGUCCUGCCAGCAAGGAGAACUCACCCUUGAGCCAAGAAGAACCGUCUGAAAGAGAUGUGGUUGCUUUCGAGGGAGGUGCUGUGUCAUCCAUCUUUUCUUCUCCCACCGCCUGCCGUGCCUUAGCCCCUACUCCUUCCACAGGUCAGUUCUCAUCGAGUCCAAUCCAUAAUGGUGGCUUCAGGGACUGCAGUCUUGGCAACAGCCCUCUGUUUCCCGAUCGGUCUUCCCCAGCUGGACUCAGCUCUCCUACUCUUUCACCAAUUUUCUCAAAUGCAUUACGGACACCUAAAGGUUCAGACGAGCGACGGCAGCAGUGCCGAGUGACACCACUGGGUGUUCCUUUGGACAUGGACGUCCACCCCUGUUCAGAGAACCCAUAUGUGGAGGGCUGCUCUCCGAUCCGCAGCUGCUCCCCUCUUCAGCUUCCGCAUAAUUCCAGGACCAAGCCUAGAACCAGACUGGGCUGCUGGGCGUCGCCUCCCAUCAUCUCUCCCAUUCUGAACCCAAAGUUGCAGGAUUGUCCAGACAUGGAACUGCAUCUACCCUCCAGCUCACAUCCUUCCAUGGAUCUGGAUCCAACCUCGCCUGUGACCACCAACAUGCAACCUAUGGACUCUAAUGAAGUCACCAGGUCAGAGGAUUUGACAGCAACCAAGAUGCAGAUGAGGCUGGAGGAGGAUGAUGAGGUGGACGCAGGAGGACUGCCCAGCCAGCUGACCAGCUCCAGAAUGGGCAACAUGUCCGCUGUGGAGAACUCGCAGAUGUUUAUGUCAUCGGUGGAUGGAAGCAGCAUCCGAUGUGACUCCAGCAUGCAGGUGGACAGUGGUUACAGCACCACCUCAACAGGUACCACUGGUGUGUUCGAUGGUUUCAGCGCCGACAGUCAAAGCAAAGAGUCUUUCACUUCGAUGCACACAGAGGACACUCUGCAACUUAGCAAGCAUUCAAAAGUAAAGGUAUAUUUUCUCGCAUUCUUUAGCUGCUUUAACAUGUUACUUCAGUGUCUUGGGAAAAGUCUGCAGCUACUUGUUUUGGAAAGUAGGAAUGUUUUUGAUAACAGCUUUUCUAGGUUCAUAAAAUCAAGAACAGUGGAGAUAAAUUGAUCAACAUAGAAUUAAAAGCUGAGGAGAGGAAUUUGUCAUGGAGCAACAGAUGUAGAGCCAUUUGUUAGGUGAAACUUGACUCCAAAUUACAAGCUUAUAAUGGCCAGUUAAACUCACAUUUUUCCGAAUUGUUUUUCCUUCCCUUACAGGCAUUUUAUCAUCAGCAUGGAGUCUCCUAACCAACAGUGCUGGGAGAGAUGAUCAUGUUUAAACAGUUUACAAUGAUUUGCAGUUUCUUGCUCUGAUGUUAACACUACUGUGAGCGUGUCACCAGCGGUUCCAAAGUGUGGUUGCAACUGAAGAAAACGUGAGGCCCCACGAGUGAAGUCAGAUUCAGCCAGGUUAGGUUGGAUAUGAAAAUAGGUCUGAACACGGCGAAAGGGGUUUCACCUUUAAUGAAUUGGGUGUUGCAUAACACUCAUGUUUAGGUGCUCAAUAUUUGACUUGAUUCUGAAUUUUAUAAAACAAUGGCAUUAAUGCUUGAUUCAUUUCUUUUUUUUUUUUUUUAUUUGUUGGAAUUCAGGGAUUUCACUUUGCUGUAAAAAUCCAGCUGAAUGACUUAUGACUUGAAUACUGACAGAGCCAUUUGUCUGUUUUUACAUCCACAAUUAUGUGCGGGAUGAAUGAAAUUAAAUUAAGUGUUUCUACACGUUUAGUUGCAUUGUGCAUUUCUCCUGUUUUUGUUUGGUCUGCAAGUAGU